Molecule: messenger RNA, 1552 nt
Organism: Struthio camelus australis
Lineage: Eukaryota; Metazoa; Chordata; Aves; Struthioniformes; Struthionidae
Product: C-C chemokine receptor type 8
Biological process (GO): cell chemotaxis; G protein-coupled receptor signaling pathway; positive regulation of cytosolic calcium ion concentration
Cellular component (GO): external side of plasma membrane; membrane
Molecular function (GO): C-C chemokine receptor activity; C-C chemokine binding
Source: RefSeq, a predicted model, not a curated record
GACAGUUUUUGGACGUCUGGCUGGCUUGCAACCUUUUUCUCUGCACUGAGCAUCUGCUGCCGUGAAGAUAGGCAGAGAAAUGCCAAAUAGGGUUUUCUUUUCAGCUAUAAAGCCCUCAAUUUGUCUCAAGAACUCUUCUGUAACUGACAGCUGCCCAUUCAACAUUUGCAAAUCACCACAUCGCAACCACCUCCACAAGCAAUGGAAUAAACCUCGUGCAGAUACCCGAGCCCAAGAGAGGGUGACAGAAGACACGGGAGAAGGAGGGGACCAGGACCAGCUGAGAGAGUGACGGCAUCUUGCCAAGUCGAAGGUGUCAGAGAUGAAUCCCACGAGCCAGUUCCCCAGCACAACGGAAUAUGACUAUGCAUAUGAUGAAAACACUGCUCCGUGCAAUGAAGGAAAUAGUUUUCACAGGUUUAAAUCCCUCUUCCUGCCAAUCCUUUACUGCCUUGUGUUCGUCUUCUGCCUUCUGGGAAACUCCUUGGUCCUUUGGGUUCUUCUGACCAGGAAGAGGCUGACCACGAUGACUGACAUCUGCCUGCUGCACCUUGCUGCUUCUGAUCUGCUCUUCGUUUUGCCUCUCCCUUUCCAAGCCCACUACGCUUCAGACCAGUGGGUUUUUGGCAAUGCCAUGUGCAAGAUAAUAGCUGGCAUUUAUUAUACAGGUUUUUACAGCAGUAUUUUCUUUAUAACCCUCAUGAGCAUAGACAGGUAUAUAGCAAUUGUCCAUGCUGUCUAUGCCGUGAGGAUACGGACAGCCUCUUGUGGCAUAAUUAUCAGUUUAAUCUUGUGGCUGGUGGCUGGCUUGGCUUCUGUACCCAACAUUGUAUUCAAUCAGCAGCUGGAGAUUGAGCAGUCUGUGCAGUGCGUCCCCACAUACCCCCCGGGUGGCAAUACCUGGAAGGUCGCUUCCCAGUUUGGAGCCAAUAUCUUGGGCCUCUUGAUUCCCCUCAGCAUCCUUGUUUACUGCUAUGCCCAGAUACUGAAAAACCUGCAAAAAUGCAAAAAUCGGAACAAGAUCAAAGCCAUCAAGAUGAUUUUCAUCAUUGUCAUUGUUUUCUUCCUCUUCUGGGCUCCCUUCAACAUUGUACUGUUCCUAGAUUCCCUGCAGAGCCUGUAUGUCAUCAAUGACUGCAAAGCAAGCUACUGGAUAGCCCUGGCCCUACAGCUGACUGAAACCAUUUCUUUCAUCCACUGCUGCUUGAACCCCGUGAUCUAUGCGUUUGCUGGGGUGAUGUUCAAGGCCCAUCUUAAAGGAAUAUUUCAGUCCUGUGUUCGUCUCUUCUCAAGUCCUGCUGGAGGCAUUGCAUCCAGUCAGUCCUUUUCAGCACCCAACCAGCUCUCCGGCUGCUCUGAGAGCACAGGGGUGCUGUAAACCACCUUGAGCUGCCUUCUUCUGGAGGGAAUAGUUGCCCUAAGCACUGACGCAGCCCUGUACGCUAUACCAUGUUUGUGGCAUCCUCCUGGAAUGACCCAGCAUGCACAUGCUUCCUCUUGGGAUGAGCUGUGAAAUACUGCGCAGCCAGCCACAAAGGUAAUUUUCUAUGAC